Molecule: messenger RNA, 8491 nt
Organism: Entelurus aequoreus (snake pipefish)
Lineage: Eukaryota; Metazoa; Chordata; Actinopteri; Syngnathiformes; Syngnathidae
Gene: lrrc75a
Product: leucine rich repeat containing 75A
Exons: 4
Coding region: 460-1683 (407 amino acids)
Source: RefSeq, a predicted model, not a curated record
CAGCCCGAGCAGGCAUUCAUCCAGGCUGUCCUCCGCGGCGGACCGGCGGCUGGACGCUCAACUUCCCAUAUGCGACGCUCGCUGACGAUGGGAGACAAAACCAGUAAAAGACCGGUCGGCGCCCGGAGGACGUAAACACUGCCAUGCCCUGCUUCCUGCGUCACACCCCGGCUACGAGGGCGAGACCGCCUCCUCCAUAGCGAAGGUGAAUGUUUGUGAGCCGAAGUUGUGUUCCGGACUAGCUGCGUGUUGAGCGGCCAUGAUGCAGGCAGCAUCCCGCGACCUCUUCCCCACUUGAGCGAGAAGUUCUCCCGUGUGCGUUCGUCGUGUUACAGUCUAGUGUAAUUGGGGACACGGCGUCCAGAUGUGAUGUCACCUGCAGGCACUGAUGGAAACGCUCGUGCCUGACUGAGUGCCACAGCUGGGUGAUAUCAGGCUUGUUGUUACCACGCAGCUGCCAUGGGGGGCAAACAGACCAAGGCCCAGGAGGCGGGGGGAGCCAGUCCGCAGCACAGCUGGAGAAGGACCCCCAGUAAGGAGCGAGGGGACCUGUUUGCCUCCCUCAUGCUGAAGUCGGGGGACAGGCUAAGCCGUGGCGGUACCCCGCCGCCUUACCAGCGCCGUAUCGGAAUGAUCCAGGAGAUGAUGCUGAUGGCCAAGCAGGGCAAGCAUGAUGAAGCCACGGAGAUGCUGAAGACCCUCAGACAGGAGAGAGAAUCUUUGGGGGCGAUGGAAAAAGUCUGCCGUCAGCUUACAUACCAUCUCAGCCCCCACUCUCAGUGGAGGAGACAAGGGCUGCUCAAGAGGAAGCCUCUAGCCUGUCUAAAGGCAGUGUUGUCCACCCCUCCGUCCAGCGGGGCGUUGGAUCUGUCUGGUAUCCCUCUGGCUGCUCGUGACAUGGAGCGUCUAUGUGCACAUUUACAACACCAUUCUUCCACCGUGGUCAGCUUGGAGCUGGGGUUCACCGAGCUGACCGAUGAGGCCUUCCUCCUCCUCCUGCCCACUCUCGCCGCCCUGCCUCGGCUGGAGACGCUGGCACUGAAUGGAAAUAGGCUGACCAGGACUAUUCUCAAGGAGCUAACUGAUGCCCUAAAGGACCCAAACAGUUUCCCAAGUGUUACAUGGAUUGACCUGGGCAACAAUGUGGACAUCUUCUCCCUGCCACAGCCGUUCCUGGUCAGCCUGAGGAAGCGUUGCCCUAAACAGGGAAAUCUUCCCACCAUCCUGGAGUUUGGAGAGAGUCAGGCCAGUGAUCCUCCCGAGAAGCUGAGAGGGAUGGGGGAAGACGAGGAGACUGACGACACCAACAUGACUGAGAGCAUGGCUGACCUGCCGUCGGAGGUGGAAGAGGAGCUGGACGGCGAGCUGGAGAUAGAGGAGAUGAUGGAGGAGCUGCGGGACUUUGACCGGGAGGUGCGAGGCAAGGAGGACGAAGACGAGAGCAUGUGGACCGUAGAGGAGCAGAGGAAAGGGAGGAGCAGGACAGAGAAGGAAGACGUGCAGAAGAGUGAGAGGACGGACCAAAAGGCAGUGAUGGCAGUCGAUGAGGACGACACACAAAGCCGCUCCUCUCAGUUGUCUUACUCCAGCCAAUCACAAAACUCCUCCGCUGCUGCUGAGCCAAUGAGAGCACAGGAGGAGGGCUUUGAUAAUAGGACUGACAAAACACAGCACUUGACCUGAGUGCUGCUCAUUUUGCCUCUCUGCUUGAAUUAUUUCUCCUCCUGUACUGAGGCAAGACUUCAACCAGUCGUAUUCAGCCAGCCGAACCAAGGCGACUAACUAUUGGUGAAUCAAAGGAUGGCCGUGCUGGUGCAUAAAGAAACAACAUAAUGAUGCUCUUUGGUUUGGUAAGAAGCCUCUAAUAAUGGCUGCGCAGUGGAACCCGCUUAAGUCGUUCACCUUUAUGUCGACAAACCCGUCCAUGUGGAACGGCUCUGAAGGAGAAAGUGCCAGCUAAAACUGACGUCACUGCUGUCCAGUGACACGUCAUUAAAACGAGCAUGCUGGCUUCCUGUUAAGUGCAAAGUAAGUUUCAAAGUAAAAGGAUGGCAAUGUUAGCAUGGAUUGUAACAAAAUGCAGCAUUUAAUUAUAUUUUGCUGAAGACUUUACGCAUGUAUAAAAGCUUUAUAAAUGAAAUUUCAGCAGCAGCUCUGUUGGAUAAGAUUAAAAAAUAUUAUAUGAAAACAGAAGAUUUAAAAUAAUGAUGAAAACCAUCUCAACAUACUUCUAUAGGUCAAAAAGCCUUUUUGUAUCGCUCAUUCGCAUUAUCCUUGCAAUUAUCCAAGCAGUGCCUCGUCUUGGUUUCAAUUUUGGUUAUGUCGACAGCCACUUAUGUCAGCGUCAGUCAGUCCGAGAGGCAUCGACAUGAACGGGUUCCACUAUAAGACCUUCUGGUGCCUGUAACAUGUGCCAAUAAUGGUUAGGACUGUGGGUCUGUAAAAAACAGAAUAUGAGCAUCAAAUAUAAACGCAAGCUCUUUAAAAAUGCCUUAGCCAUAGGAGGAAUGUUUAAAUUGCCUCCCGCGUUAAUCAGAUGCAUUGGAAGAGGCAGAAAGUAAUGUCAAUAGAUUAAUGAGCACUAGCUAAUUAGUACAUGUAAUGAAAGGGUUGCACUAAAGUGAGUCUCAAUAGGAAAUGAAGCAUAAUGGAUAAAAAAAAUUAAAGUAAAUGAUACAUUUUCAAGGAUAUAAAUCUUAACAAAAUAAAUGUGCAGGAUAGACUAUGAAAUUCUAAACUAGUUGAAUUUGCAUAAUUCGGGCCUGAUCUACUAAAGGUUUGCAUGUAUUAUUUAUAUAUACACAAAAUAGCGAGCGCAAUCAAUAUUGUGUUUUUGUCUUCAUGUAUAUGCAGAAUAUAUGCAGAUUAUUAUAACAUGCUAAAUACUAGGAAUUAUCAAACCUAAAAGUGUUUUAUUUAUUUAUAUUUAACAUGUUUGGAAGGUAUGUGCAAACUGGCACAGUUGUGCACAAAUGGCUGCCAUCAUUGUAGUGACAAAGGAGGCGAUUUGUGGCAGACGAUCCUACGUGAGAGUGUCAGCCUAUUAGGACUGAAAUAGAACAAUAACAAUAUCGUAUAGCCAACAAUUCCAAUUUGAGCUACUGGAUGACUUAUGGAAAAACAACCCAGUGUUUUCUUGCGUCUGCACAAUCUCAUUUAAUGCCGGUGUUCUUGCGAGACAUGCUCCCUAUUGGAAAUAAUGCCCUCACUGCGUCUGCGCAUGCAUACGAAUCAAAGAAAUGUAGAAAAAAUGAAAGACUCUUUUUUUAUGUUAGUACAAUUACAUUAAAUAAAACAACAUUUUUUGUAUUUUGUCAAUUAAUGUGCUGUAAAUGUUUCACACUACAAACAAUCAAAUGUAUGAUUUAUAGGUUGUUUUUUUUCUGGGAAACCGAAAGCUCUCCCAGCAUGCCUUGUGGCACUUGAUGUUCGACAUCUUCACAUGAAUCCAUAACCUAAUAAAUUGUACAUUCAAUUGUUUAACUGUUUGUAGUGUAAAACAUGUAUAUUAAAUGACAACAUACAAAAAUAUAGCAUUAUUUAAAUAGGGCAUUCUGUAUGGAAGUAUUAUUGUAGAAAAACAAUUUGCAAGUGUGUAUCUCAAUCUCUGUGUGUGUCAUCAUUAGAGGUGUCAAUCUUUGGGCCCCUUACGAUUUGAUCCGAUUACUGGGGUGAAGAUUCGAUUCACAAUCGAUUCUCGAAAUGUAUUAUUUGGUAAGAUAACUAUAAUAAAAUAUUUUGUAAAACAGGUUACAGAUUAGAAAAGCUUCUUUUGGUUGCAUGGAGAUGGCCUAAAACGUAUUUUUUAAAUAAAUUAUUGUAAAAUAUAUUGAUUUUGAAAAUUAUUAAUCAAUUUAGAACCAGCAUGAAUAAGACUCACGAUUAAGAUGUGAAUUUAUUUAUCCGUGUUCUAAUACGUCUGUGUUUAGAUUUGCGUCUGUGUUGUGAUUUGUGUGUGUGUGUAAAAAAAUAUCCGUUUGUACAGAUUGCUGCACGCACACACAAGGGUAGCAAGUCACAUGCAAAAGUCAUGUGUAAAAAGACAGCUACUUACGGGUUUCUGUUUCAUACAGAAUUGAACAAAGACACAUUUUGAAUUUUUUUUUUUUUUUCACGCACACAAAUCCAAACACACAAAUCGCAACACAGACGCACAGAGUUUUUUUUACACACAUACUGUAAAUCGAAACACAGACACACAAAUUAGAGCACGGACACGCAAAUCUGAUUAUACACACAAUAUUGCUACAAUAAUAUUUCCAUAGAUCAUGCUAUUUAGCAUUUGUUAUUUUGGAUCUUAGUAGAUCAGGCCCUCCCUGUUUAACAUGGGACGCUAUCCCACUCACACAGUGUUGAUGCGUACAAUUGCCUUAAUAUUCUGGCCUAUGUCGUUUGCAGAAGCAUUUAUUAUACAACGUCAUUUUCCAUAGUUUGGUUAAUAUAUUUGGGUAGGAUAAAUACAGUUUAAUUUGAUUUAGUGGCACAAAUAUUUCAUGCCCUACCAACCAGAAAUGUUGACCCUCACAAACACAUUAGCCCUGUUCCCUCAGCAAGAAGCUUGUUGAGAAAGAAACCCUAAAUUACAAAUGAGGAGCUGGUUAAUGAUGUCAAGGGAGUUGGGAGCACACUCAACAGGAAAAGCAUUAGUAACACUUUGCUGUAAUGGAUUGAGAGAUCCUGCUAAUGCCCGCAAGGUCCCCAUGCUCAUGGAGACACAAGUACAGGUCCAUGUGAAGUAUGCCAAUGAAGACCUGAAUGAUUUGGACAAAGCUUUGGAGAGCCAAAAUUGGCAUUUUUGAAAAAAUACUGAAUAUGACCCUAAGUACACCAUCCUGGCUCUUAACCAUGGAGGUGUGAAACAUUCUGCUUCUGGACUGACAAACAGAGUCUUCGAUGGUAACUUCCUCGCCUAAGUCAGAACAACUUAAGCUGCGUUGUGCAGGGUCUCCAAGCAUGACGAUGACCCAAAAUUAGGUCUUUUAAAGUUGCGACGCGCCAGAGCACCGGAGGGGACGCGCAGCAUUGGCGGGUAGAAUAUGACAGAAACCUGUCGUUAUGCCUGAAGCCCACCACAUGGCGAAAAAGACAAGUAGAUGACUUUGGGGCACAAUGUUACACUUUGAAAACCCUUGAUCUGAAACAUAUGGCCAAAUAAACAAAGGACUGUUUCAAGAAGAAGCAUUUUAAGAUCUGACAGUGGCCAAGACAGUUUCCGGAUGUUGCUUAAACCUGAAGCAAAAGCCUUUAAUUCUUAAGUAUUUUCAGAGAAUCUGUAAAAUAGGGGUGGACCCAAAUCCCUCCUGAGAUGUGUGCAACCCUGGUGACCAAGAAGCCACAGUGCUUGCCAACAAGGGUUCCUCCACCAAAUAUUGCUUUCGGAUCAAAAACCUAUGUCCUUCAAUCAAAUCCAAAAUAAUAUAUAUCCCCUUUAACCCCUUUCCUCUUGUUUGGAAGUCAACCAAUGCCUUUAAAGAACCCUUUUCUGUGCAUUCUAGACAGUAAAAAUAUGCUAGCACAAAGCAGCUAACAAUGGAGGUAAUGGGGAAUCAACUAUUCUGCCUAUAGAGCACUCUAAAAUACUUCCAACAUCAUUGUAUAUAUAUAUGCUGUAACAAUAAAGUAGCUGACACAAUCAUGAUAGCAAGUGAUAUUUACAGUACUGGGGUCUUCUUCAAGGGUCACCUGACCACUGUUCAGAUUCAGGUAACGAUUCCAUCUAAUAUACCAAAAAUAUUGUCUGAUUACAAGAACAUUUGAAAGAGUAUAUGACUAAGAAGACAUAAUGAACCUCUAUUUUAACAACUUCUUUCCUUGGUAUAGUUACUAACGCUACUUCCGUCAACAAACUCUGAAACAGUGUACAAAAACAUCCCAAACAUCCAUGUACAUGCCGUGACCUGCAUCUUGACCAAGCUAGAGCCACAUUGUUGUUGUAUUGCCAUUGUAUUGUUGUAUAGAUUGUGAUUGAGAUAAGACCGAGGCACUACUUUUCUGGCGUAGCGCUUCAGGCUACUAUCGACAGCCAAGAGGUAAUAUCAGCUACUGGAUUUGCAGCUGCUGAAUCGACUUCAGUUUGGAAAAGUUUGAAACUUGGAAAUUCCACACGCGACAGGCAAAAAAUCCAGACUAACUGAGCAGUGGAUACUGGCUCUAAACUUACACCCGCUAGAAUCGUUAAAGGCCUACUGAAAUUAAAUUUUCUUAUCUAAACAGGGAUAGCAGGUCCAUUCUAUGUGUCAUACUUGAUCAUUUUGCGAUAUUGCCAUAUUUUUGCUGAAAGGAUUUAGUAGAGAACAUCGACGAUAAAGUUCGCAACUUUUGGUCGCUGAUAAAAAAAAAAGCCUUGCCUGUACCGGAAGUAGCGUGACGUCACAUGUUGAAGAGCUCCUCACAUCUGCACAUUGUUUACAUCAGCAGCGAGAGCGAUUCGGACCGAGAAAGCGACGAUUACCCCAUUAAUUUGAGCGAGGAUGAAAGCUUCGUGGAUGAGGAAAGUGAGAGUGAAGGAUUAGAGUGCAGUGCAGGACGCCAGGGUGUAUCUUUUUUCGCUCUGACCGUAACUUAGGUACAAGGGCUUAUUGGAUUCCACACUUUCUCCUUUUUCUAUUGUGGAUCACGGAUUUGUAUUUUAAACCACCUCGGAUACUAUAUCCUCUUGAAAAUGAGAGUCGAGAACGCGAAAUGGACAUUCACAGUGACUUUUAUCUCCACGACAAUACAUCGGUGAAGCACUUUAGCUUCGGAGCUAACGUGAUAGCAUAGUACUUAACUGCGGAUAGAAACAGAAGAAACAUGCCCCUGACUGGAAGGAUAGACAGAAGAUCAACAAUACUACUAUUACUUCUACUAUCAGGAGACACCGAACCAAACCCUGGACCUGUAACCACACGGUUAAUGCUGUCCCACCUGGCGAAGCCUAGCAAUGCUGUUGCUAACGACGCCAUUGAAGCUAACUUAGCUACGGGACCUCGACAGAGCUAUGCUAAAAACAUUAGCUCUCCACCUACGCCAGCCCUCAUCUGCUCAUCACGACCCGUGCUCACCUGCGUUCCAGCGAUCGACGGCGCGACGAAGGACUUUACCUGAUCAUCGGUGCGGUCGGCGGCUAGCGUCGGAUAGCGCGUCUGCUAUCCAACUCAAAGUCCUCCUGGUUGUGUUGCUGUAGCCAGCCGCUAAUACACCGAUCCCACCUGCAGCUUUCUUCUUUGCUGUCUCCAUUGUUCAUUAAACAAAUUGGAAAAGAUUCACCAACACAGAUGUCCAGAUUACUGUGGAAUUUUUCUAUGAAAACAGACGCUGUUUGUAUUGGGAUACAAUGGUGUCCCAAUACUUCCGUUCAAUCCGUGACGUCACGCGCAAACGUCAUCAUACCGAGACGUUUUCAGCCGGAUAUUUCCCGGGAAAUUUAAAAUUGCACUUUAUAAGUUAACCCGCCCGUAUUGGCAUGUGUUGCAAUGUUAAGAUAUCACCAUUGAUAUAUAAACUAUCAGACUGCGUGGUCGGUAGUAGUGGAUUUCAGUAGACCUUUUAGAAAAGGCAGCAAGAUGCUUGCUAUUUUUUUUUGCUCCCAGCAUUCACAUUUUAUCUGAGAAGUGAGGAUUAUGCUGAAUUUCCCAGUACGGUGCUGAGAGAUACAACCAUUUCAUCAGUUGGCAUCCCAGUGAGAGCGGACAUUAUAAGUAGCUGAUUUGUGAUGCUGUUAUUUUCUUGAUGAAACGGUUAGACCUUGGCAAUAGUACUUCAUGAUGAGUUAGUGUUCCCCUGCAGAUGGAUCUGCUCAGCACCACGCUUCCUACGUAUAUUCAAUCUUAAAGAGAUAAUGGAUCAUCACUUGUCCCCAAGUAGUCAUUGUUGUUUCUCGAAGUCUGCCAUGAUUAGUGACAGCAAACACGGAACGCACUCUCUAGGCCAAGGGUGUCAAACGUACGGCCCACAAACAGAUUUUAUCCGGCCCGCAGGAUGAGUUUGCUAGUUUGAGUAUAAAAAUUAGCCGAAAUUUUUGAAUAAAAGAAACUGCCGUUCUACAUGUGUCCACUAGAUGUCGCAAUAGCAAUUCUUUGGAUCUUCGUAGAUUAUGCUGCAUAUGUAAAAAAAAUUAAAAUAAACCACAUACUAUCCUGUAAUUUGAUUUUGAUAUAUUUGUUUUAUCUUGAUAGAUUGAAAAUUAACACCAACGAGUUGACUGAUGCACAUUAUCACAUAAUUUAUUCAGAAAGUAUAAAUAAUGACAAAUAAAGACAGAAUACUAUUAACCGCAACUUGUAAGUGUAAAAAAAAAACAACCCAACAACAUUAUGAUUUGUACAUUUUCAGAAUGUGCUUGUUCUAUUUUUAACCAAAGAAAACAAUCUGAAGUUGUCUUUAUUUUUAAGUUAUCGUGCCGUGAUUUUACCAAUCCGGCCCACUUGGGAGUAGAUUUUUCUCCAUGUGGCCCCUGAUCUACAAACUCCGUUUCCAUAUGAGUUGGGAAAUUGUGUUAAAUGUAAAUAUA